This is a messenger RNA of Myiozetetes cayanensis, 5658 nucleotides long. It is a transcript of the gene WNT7A, whose product is annotated as Wnt family member 7A. Gene Ontology annotation, cellular component: extracellular region. Gene Ontology annotation, molecular function: cytokine activity; frizzled binding. The transcript has 4 exons. The coding region runs from base 677 to 1726 and encodes 349 amino acids. Gene Ontology annotation, biological process: cell fate commitment; canonical Wnt signaling pathway; neuron differentiation. Lineage: Eukaryota; Metazoa; Chordata; Aves; Passeriformes; Tyrannidae. The record is from RefSeq and is a predicted model, not a curated record.
GGUGCGGGCCGAGCCGGGCGCGGCGGCCCCAAUGCCGCCCGGCGGGCCGGGGCCAGCCCCGGGGGCGCCCCCCGGUGACAACCCCCGGAGCCCCCGCCGCGUUCCCCCGAGCCGUGCCCGCAGGAGGAGGAUCGCCCUGAGCCUCCCUGCAGGCAGGUGAUCCGCCUGCAAUUCCUGGUUCCCCUUCUUCCCACCUCCCUGCCUUUCUUCCCCCCCCCCACCCCGGCUGGACAACUCCCUCCUGAGGAGAACACGCCCAAGUAGCUGAAAAAGAGAGAAAGAGAGGAAAAAAAAAGGGGGUGGGAAAGAAGAGAGAAGAGAGGGAGACAAUUCCCACUGAAGGUGGGGACGCGGCCGGCACUCGCAGGACCCCGCAGCCCGUCCCGCACACGGCGCUCCUGUGCCAGCAGCGCAGCCGGCGCGGGGCUCGCAGCGCGGGGAGCCCCGGCGGGGCCAUGGUGAGAGGCGGCGGGGGCUCGGCGAGGAGCGGCGGGAGCUGCGGGGCGCGGCGGGGGCUGCCCCGCUCGGCCGGGCGGCCGUGACCGCGGCACCACCAGCGACGGACCGGCACGGCACGGAGCGGCACGGAACGGAGCGGCACGGAGCGGCACGGAACGGCCCCGAGCGCGCCGGGCAUCGUUUCGCGUGUUGGUCUGAGCCACGGCAAGCAAGGAAUAUGAACAGGAAAACAAGGCGCUGGAUCUUCCACAUCUUCCUGAGCCUGGGGAUUGUGUAUAUCAAGAUCGGGGGUUUUUCCUCGGUGGUGGCCCUGGGAGCGAGCAUCAUCUGCAACAAGAUCCCGGGGCUCGCCCCCCGGCAGCGGGCGAUCUGCCAGAGCAGGCCCGACGCGAUCAUCGUCAUCGGGGAGGGGUCCCAGAUGGGCAUCAACGAGUGCCAGUUCCAGUUCCGCAACGGGCGCUGGAACUGCUCUGCCCUGGGAGAGAGGACCGUCUUCGGGAAGGAGCUCAAAGUGGGGAGCAGAGAGGCCGCGUUCACCUACGCCAUCAUCGCGGCCGGGGUGGCACACGCCAUCACCGCCGCCUGCACGCAGGGCAACCUGAGCGACUGUGGUUGUGACAAGGAGAAACAGGGACAGUACCACAAGGAGGAAGGCUGGAAAUGGGGAGGCUGCUCCGCUGACAUCCGAUACGGGAUCGGAUUCGCCAAGGUCUUUGUGGACGCCCGGGAGAUCAAACAGAACGCGAGGACGCUCAUGAACCUGCACAACAACGAGGCCGGGAGGAAGAUUCUGGAAGAAAACAUGAAGUUAGAGUGCAAGUGCCACGGGGUCUCUGGAUCCUGUACCACUAAAACAUGCUGGACAACCCUGCCCAAAUUCCGGGAGCUGGGCUACAUCCUGAAGGACAAGUACAACGAGGCCGUUCAGGUGGAGCCCGUGCGGGCGAGCCGCAACAAGCGCCCCACCUUCCUCAAAAUCAAGAAGCCCCUUUCCUACCGCAAACCCAUGGAUACAGACUUGGUGUACAUAGAGAAAUCCCCCAACUAUUGCGAAGAGGACCCCGUCACGGGCAGCGUGGGCACGCAGGGCAGGAUGUGCAACAAGACGGCCCAGCAGUCCAACGGCUGCGACCUGAUGUGCUGCGGCCGGGGGUACAACACCCACCAGUACUCGCGGGUGUGGCAGUGCAACUGCAAGUUCCACUGGUGCUGCUACGUCAAGUGCAACACGUGCAGCGAGAGAACAGAGGUCUAUACCUGUAAGUGAGCACGUGGGCACGGCCUGGCCGCACGGAUACCUUUGCACAUGCACCCGACGUACCUGCACGAGGCUGCAGGGAGGACCUGCUCGCCCGGAGGAGACGCUGACGGACGGAGCCCCCUCUUCUCUUCCCGCGUUCCGCUGCUUGUGUGGAGACACAUUUCAGACUCGUAAAGUCAGCCAAGAAAGGAAAAACAAACAAGCCCCGCCCUGAGCCACCUGACACACAGAAGAGAGAGUAAAAGAUGAUCUCGGUUAACCUGCACCUCCAAAGGAAGAAGCACUGACUGCCUCGUGCCGACGCACCAGUCGGGGAGAAACCUCUGAGGGUGGCAACUGACUCCUGGUUUGGAAAAGAGGUGGUCAAAUGUAAGGAGCAGGGAGGGAAAGGGGAGAAAUCCCCCCCUCAAAGGGCUGUGCACAGGAUGGGAUGGACAGAGCCCCACUGUGAAAGGCCCAUGUGAGUGUGUGGAUGACACAGGUUUUGGCUUCUACACUCGUGAAAAGCUUCUGCUGGUCUUGCUGAUCUUUCCACUUCAUCCCCCUUGCCACAGCGAGUAGAACUGUUGAAGGUUUCUGUAGACACUGCUUUACCUGCCUUUUUUCGUGUGUGUGUGUGUGUGUGUGCUGCAGAUUUUAGCACAGGGAUUUGGGACACUCGGGCAUAAUAAUAGCAAUAUUUAACAAUUUAUUCAGAUAAAACUAAUAUUAAUUUAUUUAAUUAAAAAAGAACUCUACCAACCUUUGGGGAACUAUUCUGCAAUUAAAGUAGGUAGCUGGCUUUCUUUGUGGAAUAAUUUUGUAGGAACAGCAAGGAAAGAACUGGAGCUGUACAUAUUAUUCUUGACUAGGAUAUUUCUAUUAGUUGGACUUGCAGGAUAUGUUCUACUGUACUAGAUGUUUAAGUACAAAAGCUGGCGUCUUUAUAUAUAUGUACAUACACAAACACUGUUGUUUUGGGGUUUGUUUGUUUGUUUGUUUGUUUUCUCCUGUUUGCUGCUAGUUGUCUGGAACAAAAGUUGAGUGGUAGGGGUUACAAAUCUUUACCAGGUUUUGUGGUUUUUGUUUUGUUUUUUGUUUUGUUUUGUUUUUUUUUUCCUUCGAUUAAAGAAAGAAGCAUUAAUAAAAUCCUGUUUGGAAUAUGUCUAAAAAUAAGAAAAUCCAGACAAACUUCCAUCUUUUGGAAAAAAUCAAGCAUAGGAUAAGAGAGUAUAUUUUGUAAGAGACUAUUUUUAUAUAAAUAUUUUAUUUAUACUACGUCUGCUUGUUCAACCUGUACUUUUUCUCAAAACAGGCAUACAAUUUGUAAUUCUUAGGCUAUUUAACAGAGAAAGGGUAAUUAGUUUGUGAACACAGCAGCAGCAAGCUGGAUACAUUCAGCUGCAGUUGGUGGAUGUGUCAGAAAGCAGAAUGAACUUUCUCUCCGGAUGUGUGUACAAACCGGCUCUUUUCCUGCAGCUCAAUUUGCAGAAUAUGCAAAACAAGAACAGGGUCUGUAGCAUCAAUUUUGUCACAUGGCUUGAAUUCAUGAUUGGUAUUAGCUGGAUGCUCAUUUAUCCCAUUCAAGAAAAAAAAAAAAAAAAAAAGCGAAUUAGCUUCCCACAUGCGUCAGUCAUUAAACUGUGGCGUUAUGACUCGCAAAUGUGCUGUGUGUGCUGUCAGUUAAACCUCUAUAUUGUGCUACUGUCAAAUUGCAUUUUAAUCAGUGGGAGACUGUAGACUAUGACUGUAAAAACUAGCAUGACACACACCGUCUGAUUCUCAUAGAUAGGAUACAAAGCUUACUUUUUGUCCAACUCUUUUUUGGCAUUUACAUUAUUCUUUCCCUCUCCUCCCCCCCCCCACCAGCAAAAAGGUCAGAGCUGGGAAAUCCAGAAAAACAUCCAGGCAAGUUUAAAGAGGCAAAUUUAAAGACUACUUGUUUUUCAGGGCUAUUUUGUUUUCCCUUGAUGGUGUUUCCUUUUUAUCACUGCUAAUUUCUUCAGACAUUUGAGUGGUAAAUAUUUCUCUGUGUUUUUAGAGUCAUUAUGUUCUUACUGCUUUACUCAUUUGUGACCCAUAAAAAAAAAAGAGAAAUCUAAUUUUAAUGCUGUUUUUCACUGGUUAAUAAACAUGGCCCAGAGUUACUGAUGAUAUUGCAAAUUGUCUGGGACACACCAGAUUCUUUCCUACUUCCAGACCACAGGAUCUCCCCCCUUUAAUGAGGCUCAGAGAAGCAUCGGUAAAGAAAACAUUUCACUGACUCCUGUUGAGAGCUGCAAACAUUACAAGGAGUAGAUGACACAGGUUCAUCUUGUGCCAAUUGAUAGUUCUGGGGCAAAACUCCCACCUAAGACUGUGAAAACAAAGCACUGAGAAGGGAAGCAGAAGAAUCACUAAAAAAAAAAAAUAAUCAAAAGAUUGUUGCAGUUUCACAACCUGACCUUUUAGGGCUCAUCUGAAUGGUGUUUUAACUCACUCCUUGGAUAUAUAUUAUUUAUGUAAGAUCACAAGCCCAUGCAGUACCUAAUCCUAGCACUGUAUAAUCGGGUUAAUGCACAAUUUCUUUGCAGACCUGCCACUUGACACAAAAUAGAAGGUUCAUUCACUUCAGACAUCAGAAUGGCAUAUCAAAAUAAAGCUAUUAACACAACUGCAUUUCAAACUGUCAAUAUAAAAGCAAAAAUUUCAUUGGUCAUUUGGUCACUGCACUGAGAGUUCUCCUAAAUUCCAAGUUAUAAACUUCAAGAUAUAAAAUGAAACCCCAUACCAUAGAUAUGUUCAUUACAACACUAUGUUAUGGUGAAAUAAUUCAGAUCUAAUAUUGGAAUUUCCCCCCCGGUUUGUAUUGGGUUUUGGCUUAGUGGAUACCAUAUCAUAGUCAAAAGUGUGCUUUCUUCACUUAUUAGAGUUAUUUUACAGAUUAUUACCUUUGCAGCAUGUUUUUACCCUAGGAGAGUAAUCUGUAAAACUCCUGCUUCCUGUAUAUUUCUGUAUGCAGUGAUGUGCCAUGUACAGUUGGCAGAACAAUUACUGAAGGACAAAUACCUUUAAACAGUUUGACUCACAAUAAUAAAAGACUGGAUGCACAAUGCAUUGGAUUUGGUACACAUCUUCCCUAUAUUUUACAAUAUUGCUGAUGAGAAAAUGGAGAGAAAAUUAGGGAAAAUGUCACUUUGUUUGUUAGCUGGAGUAACAGGUUGGGAACUAUGAACUAAAGUGCAAGGAAAAGCAAAUGCUGCAUUCAACCAGAAAGUAUUUGGAAAUUCGGCUGUGUCAUCUCUGACAGGAGAAAUCUGGCCUCUGAGAAUGUGCCAUCGGGCUGGAGUUAAUUGGUCCUUCGCUAAAUGGGCUUGAAUGGCACGAAGAAUAAACAGGAGAAGGAGAAAGAUUUACAGGUUUGUAGAUAUUCCUCCCUCCCCCUCCGACAACAGUUUGUUCUUUGUGCUCAGGGAUAGAAGAGCUCUGUUUUUCCUUGGUGGAGAAGCAGACAAUGGCAGUGAAAUGCACACAACUGCACACCAGUGCGGCUCCCAAAGGAAAAUGCAUCUUUUGAUGUGUGCCAGCCAGGAUUGCUGGGCACAGGAACACCCUCGCUGAGGCCUGGAAAGAGAAAACACGUCCAAGGAGCAGGAGGAGCGAGAGGAGCGGGAAACGCAGGAGAAAAAAAACGCAGCUGCAAGUUGGGAAGUUACUGAUGAUGAAAUCUUUGAGAGUGGAACCCCAGUUUAUGGAAAUGGAGCAGCUCUGCCUUGGGAUUCCUGAGCAAGUUUUAAGGAUUUUACCUCCUGGCCCUUUUAAAAAGGACAACUAAUCUGAGUGCAGUGAGCUGGGUAUAGAAGCACUUCAUAAACCAUGAAUUGGUCAAUGAUUAAGUUUUCUUUGCCGUGUAUGCACAAAGGUAAUGGAGAUACGUCUUUCAACAGUGAUAAUUAAACUGAAAACAUCCUUAAAAUGUA